AGGGCAGUGGCUCGUGUAUCGCAAUAGCAUCGGACUUCCAAGUGACUUGCGUUGGCAUUACAGGUCGAAGUUUCGGAGUGCAAGAGAAAGUAGGAGCGAAGUGAUCUAUCUCUUUCACGUGAUUGAUUUUUAUUUAUUUAUUCCGUUUAAAUAGAAAACGCAUUAAGGAAUCAUUUUUAUGUUGAUGAAGUCCCACCGGGUGUGGGACGUAGAAAAUAAUUGUCCUUUAUAGAAAGUGUAAAGAGGUGCACCCAACCAUUACUCAGUGGCCAGACGUGAAGGACCUUGAUUUUCCUUUCCCCAGCAUUUGCAGCCUGUGCGAGGUUGGUGGAAAAUGGGCACGCGGAUCCACUCGGUCUCUGGACUUAUCGUCUCGUUGAUAUUUACAUGUCAUCUGAUAAAUGUGGCUCAGAGCUCCAAGGUGUGGGGAGAGGUCCCGCUGCCUGAGGACCUGGACUCCGAGAGGACUGUCGUCCAAAGGUCUCAGCGGUUCUUAGACGAUGACGAGGACUUCACUGCGGACGAGGCAUCAGGAGAUCUGCCCAGUGGAGAGGAGGAUGGAAGCACACCAGAACCCUCAGUGGUGACUGAGAUCAGCACAACGUACUACAGAGCUCUGGUGAACUUCACAGACUCCAUUGUGUACAGGCCUGACAUGGAGGACAUCUCCUCACUGUCUUUCCAGGAGAUCUCUGACGCGGUGGUGGACACGUUGGAGUCAGAGUACAACAAGAUCCCAGGCAUCCAGACUGUCAAUGUGGUCCUCAUCAAGAAGAUGCUGAGGCAGGAUGGGGUGGAUGUGUUUGUAGAGCUUGAUGUGGGCUCUGACUACAACAACAAUGACAAUCUGAUCCGCAACGUGCUCUAUGGAGUGGUGAAGGAGGGAACCAUCGCCUCCUACAUUACCUCUGUCCAGGGCUUCCAGUUCAGACGCCUGGGAGAAGUGGUCCCAGACCUUCGGCCGUGCAUGAAGGAUGAGCACACGUGUCGUGAUGGUGGGUGCAUCCCUCUGGAGUACCUGUGUGACAACAGACCUGAUUGCAAUGACAUGAGUGAUGAGCUGGAUUGUGAUAAGAUCCGUCCUGUUGCAGUUACCCCCACUCCUCCCACCACCAUCCCCAUCAAGAAGCCCCCACGCCCCCCUGGUCCCCCAGGGCCCUGCAAAGUGGACCAGGCCACCUGUCAGAAUGGGGAGUGUGUCCCCAGAGACUACCUCUGUGACGGAGAGAGAGACUGCUCUGAUGGCAGCGAUGAGUUCAGAUGCGGCACUCCCUCUCCCUGUGAACCAAAUGAGUUCAAAUGUAAGAACGGCCGCUGUGCUCUCAAGCUGUGGCGCUGCGAUGGAGACAACGACUGCGAGGACAACUCAGACGAGACAGACUGCCCCACCAGAGGUCCAGGUGACACGUGUGCCCCAGAGCAGUUUGUGUGCCUCAGUGACCGCACCUGCAUCCCAUCCAGCUAUCAGUGUGAUGAAGAGCCAGACUGUCCAGACCGCUCUGAUGAGUAUGGCUGCACUCCUCCAACAGUGACCAGGCCCCCAGAGGAGUCCAUUCAGGCAGUGCGGGGGGAGACGGUGACCUUUAACUGUGUGGCGGUGGGUGUUCCUACCCCCAUCAUCACCUGGAGGCUCAACUGGGGCCAUAUCCCUGUCAGUGGCAGGAUCUCAAUGACCAGUGAGAAUGGGGGUGGCACCCUGACCAUCCGUGACGUAAAGGAGGCGGACCAGGGGGCGUACACCUGUGAGGCCAUCAACGCCAAAGGCCUUGUGUUUGGUAUCCCUGACGGGGUGCUCAGCCUCACACAGAAACCAGGAAACUGUCCAGACGGUCACUUCAGUGUGGAGGGACGUUGUAUCUCCUGCUUCUGCUUCGGCAUCACCAAGAACUGUGGAACCACCGGCCGCUACCGCAACCAGAUCAACCUGCGCUUCACUGAUGAGGACGACUUCAAAGGAGUGAACGUGACGUACCCCUCUAGACCAGGCACCCCUCCUCUCUCCUCCACUCAGCUCCUCAUAAACCCUGAGGAGGAGGAGUUCCAGCUGGUCGACCUAUCACGACGCUUCCUCAUCCUGGACUCCUAUUGGACGCUUCCCCGCCAGUUUCUGGGCAACAAGAUUGACUCCUAUGGAGGCUCACUGAAGUACAAGGUGCGUUACACUCUGGCCCGCGGGGAGACUGAGCCUGAGGAGAAACCAGAUGUGAUUCUGACCGGGAAUGGUCAGAGACUGGUCUACCGCAGGGGCAACCCCACCCCCUCCAGGGUGGUCAACAAGAAGGAGAUCAAAUUCACUGAGGAGAACUGGCAGCACUCGUCGGGACGCCAGGUGUCCCGUGAGGACCUGAUGAUGACCCUGGCCAGCCUGGAGACCAUCAGCAUCCGCACCGUCUACGACAACCACAUGGUGAGCGUGGCGCUCAGCGACAUCGUCAUGGACACCACCACCGUGGAGUACAACAUCCAGGGCAACGCCAAGGAUGUGGAGGAGUGCAGGUGUCCCCCUGGCUACUCAGGACUGUCCUGUGAACAGUGCUCCACUGGCUUUGAGCGUGUGUCUGGGGGGAACUUCCUGGGAUCCUGUGCUGGAUGUAACUGUAAUGGACACGCCAGCGCCUGUGACCCUAUCAGUGGACACUGUCUGAGCUGCCAGCACAACACUGAAGGUCCUCAGUGUGACAAGUGCAGACCAGGCUACUUCGGUGACCCCAGACGAGGUCGCCCCGAUGACUGCAAGCCCUGUCCCUGCCCAUACACCGAGACGUCCCGCCGGUUCUCCGACACCUGCUUCCUGGACCAUGACUCCCAGGCCACGUGCGACGCCUGCAAACCAGGCUACACCGGCCGCCGCUGUGAAAAGUGUGCACCUGGGUACCAGGGUAACCCACUACAGCCUAAUGGCAAAUGUUUUCCAAACACAAACUCAAAGUGUGAUAGCAGAGGAACAGUGAACUCCAACAGCAGACCAUGCGCCUGCAAGUCCAAUGUGGUGGGGUCGCAGUGUGACGAGUGUAAGAGCGGCGCCUUCCACCUGACAGAGGAGAACCCAGAAGGCUGUCUACAGUGCUUCUGUAUGGGCGUCACCAAGCAGUGUGCCAGCUCCACCUGGAGCCGAGACCAGGUCCGUGGCGGUGUGAAUGGGCAGCUGUUCUCCCUCUCCAACAGUGCUAACUCCAGGACUAUCACAGACGGUAUCACCCAGGAGGGCUCCUCAGAGGUGUCAUACCGCUCCUUCUCUGACAUCCCCAAGGACAUCUACUACUGGGUCCUACCAGACAGCUUCAGAGGAGACAAGGUGACAGCCUAUGGCGGAGAGCUGCGAUACACUGUGCGCUAUGAGCCGCGGCAACGCUCCCUGGUGAUUGACGGACAGCCGGAUGUGGUUCUCCAAGGCAACAGCAUCUUCCUGGAACACUUCUCGCAGACAAAGCCCCUCCCCCGCGCACCUACCACCGUCACUGUCACCUUCAGAGAGUCUGCAUGGAGGCGUGCUGAUGGACAGCCCUGUACUCGUGAGCACCUCCUCAUGGCCUUGGCUGAUACUACUGUAUUCAUGAUCAGAGCCACCUACGCUGACAACAUGGCUGAGACCAGUCUUUCAGACAUCCAAAUGGACAUUGCAGUUCCACGCUCCACAGGCAACGAACAUGCCCUUGAGGUGGAGGAGUGUGCCUGUCCCCAGGGCUACAAAGGACCAUCAUGCCAGGAGUGUGAUGUGGGCUACACCCGUACAGGCUCUGGCCUCUACCUGGGUACCUGUGAGAGGUGCGACUGUAACGGCCAAGCCAGCGGCUGUGACCAGGAGACAGGCGCGUGCUUGCAAUGCCUUCACAACACGGCCGGACCAAGGUGCGAGCGCUGUUUGCCAGGUUUCUACGGCAACCCUGUGACGGAUGGCCCCCAGGCCUGUCAGCCCUGCUCCUGCCCUGGCACUUCCCCCAGCAACCAGUAUUCUCAGUCUUGCUACAAGGAUGUGGAUGGUCAGCCCACUUGUGAUAACUGUCCCCCUGGCUUCACUGGCCGGCGCUGCGAAAGAUGUGCUGCUGGGUACACAGGCAACCCCCAGCUCGGCCAGAGGUGUAGUGACCUGAAUGGUAACUGCUAUAACUGUGACCAGAGAGGAAGUGAAGGAUGCAAUGGAAAUGGUGUGUGUCGCUGCAAGAUGAACGUUGAUGGCCUUGCCUGCUCCAACUGUAAGCAGGGAACCUUUCACAUCAGCACAGACAACAAAGAUGGCUGCCUGUCCUGCUUCUGCAUGGGUGUCACACAGCAGUGCUCCAGCUCCUCCCACUACAGAGACCAGGUGUCAUCUGUCUUUGUCCCUGGCAACUUCCAGGGCUUUGCUUUGGUCAACCGGCAGCGCACCAACCGUAUCUCCACCGGCUUCACUGUGGAAGUGUCCACCGAUGGCACACAGCUCUCCUAUAGCAACUUUGACUACCUAGGCCAGGAGCCCCACUACUGGCAGUUGCCUGGGGUCUACCAGGGGGACAAGGUGAGCUCCUACGGCGGUAAGCUGAAGUACACCAUCUCCUACGUAGCAGGACAGAGAGGAACAGCCAUCGAGGACCCUGACAUUCAGAUUAUUGGAAAUGACAUCACGCUGGUGGCUCGUCAGCCAUGGCAGAGGGGACAGGGGACAAGAGAGUCCCGCCAGUUUGAGGUUGUCUUCAGAGAGGAGAACUGGCGUCGUCCAGACGGCAUGCCUGCCACUCGGGAGCACCUGAUGAUGGUGCUGGCUGACCUGGAUGACAUCCUGGUGCGGGCCUCCUACUACACAGAGAUGAGGUCCUCCAGCAUCUCCGAGGUCAGCAUGGAGGUGGCCGUGCCCAACUACAGCGGCCUGGCUCAGGCUCUAGAGGUGGAGCAGUGCAGCUGCCCAACUGCCUACCAGGGACUCUCCUGUCAGGACUGUGCUCCUGGCUACACCAGAACCGGAGGUGGCCUGUACCUGGGCCACUGUGAGCUGUGUGAGUGCAACGGGCACUCUGACUCCUGCCACUCAGAGACUGGCAUCUGCACGAGCUGCCUCCACAACACCCAGGGAGAAAUGUGUGAGCAGUGUGCCCCGGGCUUCUUUGGGGACCCCACCGCUGGAACCCCAGAGGACUGCCAGCCCUGUGCCUGCCCCCACACAGACCCUGACAACCAGUUCUCCCCUACCUGUGAAAGCCUGGGUAACGGUGGUUAUCAGUGCACUGCCUGCCAGCCUGGAUACACUGGCCAGUACUGUGAACGCUGUGCACCUGGAUAUGUUGGAAAUCCACAGGACAGGAUUAAGUGUCGUCCAUUCAACACAGUGGCAGCCUCUCUGGUGGUGAAGGUGUACCCUGAGAGGGUGUUGGUGGCCCAGGACAGCCCUGUGACCCUGCGGUGCCAGGUGACCGGCUCUCCACCCCACUACUACUACUGGUCCAGGGAGGACGGAAAGCCCGUCACCAACAGCGCCGGCAGACGCGGACAAGGAGAGGAGCUGCAUAUCCCCAGUGUUCAACCCAGUGACGCAGGCAUCUACGUCUGUACCUGCAGAGACCAACGCAACACUAACAGGAGCCGCGCUGAGAUCAUCGUCACAACUGUCUUAUCCAAACCCAUUGAAGUGACCAUUGAGGAGCCCAAAGCACAUAGCGUCACAGUUGGAGCAACAGUCAGCUUCAUCUGCACAGCCAAGAGCAAGUCUCCAGCCUACACCCUGGUGUGGACCCGGCGGGGUAAUGGCAAGCUGCCCAACAGAGCCAUGGACUUCAACGGCAUCCUGACCAUCCAGAACGUCCAGCCUGAGGACGCUGGCAUCUAUGUGUGUACAGGCUCUAACAUGUUUGCCAUGGACGAGGGUACAGCCGUCCUCUACGUGCCAGAGGCCUCACAGACUCCGACGUUUUACACAGCCUAUGAAAUGUUUGAAGGACAUAGAAAGCCUGCCGAGGGGGCCGAGCCAGUGGCUACCGCCACUCCACCUGUCCUGACCAUCCAGCAAGGAGGCCGCGCUGAGUUCCGCUGUACUGUGACUGGCAACCCGACCCCUGCCAUCGAGUGGUUCGGUGGAGGUCCUGGUAACAGAAUGAGCCCCAAUGCUGUGGUCCAUGGAGGAGUACUAACCAUCCCUGCUGUGGAGAGGGGGGAUGAGGGGGAGUACGUCUGCAAGGCCCUCAACACCCAUGGAGAACACACAGCACGGGCUGUCCUCUACGUACACAGUGCCAGCCUGCCCCACGUGCAGGUGAGCCCCCAGAGAGUGGACAUCCAUGAGGGGGAGACGCUGAGGCUGUACUGCCGGGCUGGAGGCACGCCCAGCCCCGGACUCACCUGGAAGAAACAGGGAGGACAACUUCCUCCGCAGGCCAUUCCUUCUCACGGUUUCCAUCAGUUUAAAAGCAACAGUCUCGAUGUGUUACAGAGACGUAUUGAGGAGCUGCAGACCCGUAUGGAGCGUACAGACAUUGGCACCCUUCUCAUCCCCAACAUCAAGUCCUCUGACUCUGGCACCUACCUGUGUGUCGGAACCAACUCCAUAGGGUCCUCAGAGGCUCGCAUCGAGGUCACUGUCAAUAGAGCAAUAGGAGGAGACACCAUCUCGUCAGCCAUCACCAUCCAGCCCUCCAUAGCUGACGUCCAGGAGGGACAGUCUCUGGACCUUAACUGUUUUGUCCCUGGUAACCCCCCACCUGCUGUCACCUGGAGGAGGUCUAGUGGACGCCUGUCUGCCAAUCACCAGGUUCUGGGUACCCAGCUGCGUAUCCUCUCUGCCAGCCCAGAUGACUCUGGGGAGUAUAUCUGUCGUGCGGAGGCAGGGCCUGGUACAACUGUCCGUCAGGCCUCAGUCUCUGUCUCAGUCACAGCCACCUCCUCUCGCCUGCAGACCCCUAUCAUCUCCAUUGAGCCCCACAGUGCAGCGGUGCGAAAGGGAGAGUCAGCCAGCUUCAAGUGUAGGGUCUACAGUGGAGCCCAGCCCGUUCGCCUGGAGUGGAAACUGUCCAACAACCAGCCCCUUCCUGACAAUGUGAAGAUUGACCAUUACGGCUCUGUCCUCAUCAUCACUGAUGCCCGCCCUAGCAACCAGGGCACCUACCGCUGUGUGGCUAGCAACUUGUUUGGAAUCACCCAGAGCAUGGUCUCUUUGAUUGUCAGAGAGUCUCCCGUAGCGACUGUCACCCCUCAGGGGCCUGUGCGAGUCAAGGUGGGUGAACCCAUCAAUCUGGAGUGCCAGGCCUCCGGGGAGCCACGGCCAUCUGUCACAUGGCACAGGCUGGACAACGCCCGCAAGACCAUGCUGAGUAGUCCUGUGCCCAUGGAGUCCAACGCUGUCAUGCAGGUCCUAGUGGCCCGUCCAGAAGACAGUGGCACCUACGUGUGCACGGCCCGCAACAACGAGGGAACCACCGAGACCAGGGUGGAAGUGAUCGUGGAAGGGGGUGCCCAGGUGCCCACCUCACCACGUGCCUCUGUGCCAGAACCCCUUAUGGUGGUGGUGGAGGGACAGACCACCACACUGAGAUGUGAUGCUCACGGAUUCCCCUCCCCUAAGAUCACAUGGUCUAAGCUGCGUGCCCCUCUCCCCUGGAGACAUAAGGUAGUGGACAACACCCUAGUCCUGCCCAGUGUUGGCCGGGCAGACUCUGGAGAGUACAUCUGUAACGCCACCAACAACAUGGGCACCACAGAGGUCACCAUCAUGCUGGAUGUGGAAACUCCUCCUUAUGCCACCUCCCUGCCCGACGACGUGGCAGUGCGUGUGGGCGAGGUUAUCCGACUGCAGUGCCUGGCUCAUGGUACUCCCCCCCUGCUCUUCCAGUGGACCAAGCUGGACGGCAGCCUGUCCACCAGGGCUGACGUCCAAGCAGGAGACCUCCAGAUCAACCUGGCCACAGCCGAAGACACUGGCACUUACAAGUGUGUCGCCACCAACAAAGUGGGCACCAGUGAAGCACAUGCCAAGGUUACAGUCAGAUCGCCCCUAGCGGUGCGUGUGUCUCCUCAGGUGGAGGUGAAGGCCCAGGGUAGUGCUGUGGAGUUCACCUGCUCUGCUGCAGGAGGCCUGGGGACCACCAUGGAGUGGCUGAAGGAGGGAGGAGCCCUGCCCCCCAACCAUCACAUCAAAGACGGAGUGCUGAGAAUUGAGAACCUGGAUCAGAGCAAUGAGGGUGUCUACAUCUGCAGAGCCACCAGUGUUCAUGGCCAGGCUCAGGAUACCGCCAAGCUCACCAUCCAAGCCCUUCCCAAGGUAAUGAUCAACGUACGUACCUCAGUGCAGACUGUUAUGGUUGGUAACUCGGUGGAGUUUGAGUGCCAGGCCAUCGGCGAGCCCCAGCCCACGGUGCGCUGGAGCAAGGUGGGAGGGCUGCUACCGGCACACAUUGUGGUGAAGGGCGGCAUGCUUAAGAUCGAACAGGUGACAGACGCUGACGCUGGACAGUACCGCUGCACUGCCACCAACGAUGUGGGCUCUGUGCAGUCCCAGGUGGUCCUCAAUGUCCAGUCCCUACCCCAGAUCGCAGCUCUGCCAGAGCUGAAGGAAGUGACAGUGGGAUCUGAUGCUGUCCUGCCCUGUGUGGCAUCAGGAUACCCAGUGCCUGCCAUCAAAUGGUCCAAGCUGGAUGGGGAGCUUCCUCCUAAGUGUAUACAGGUAGUCAACACCUUGACGGUUCCUGGAUUAACCCACGAGGAUUCUGGGACAUACGUAUGCACUGCCUCCAACAAGCAGGGAAAAGUGGAGGCCUUCACCACCCUCAAAGUCCAUGAUCGAGUGAUGCCCCAUUUCACCCAGGAGCCCCUGUCCUACCUCACUCUGCCCACCAUCAAGAACGCCUACAAGUCCUUCAGCAUCAAGAUCAGCUUCAGGCCAGACAAUCCUGAUGGUCUCAUACUGUAUGCGGGAAUGAUCAUCUAUAACGGACAGAAGAGGACCAUGGGAGCAGACUUCAUCUCUUUGGGGCUGGUGGGAGGCAGGCCUGAGUUCAGGUUUGACGUGGGUUCUGGCAUGGCCACCAUCCGCUACCCCACACCCAUCAAACUAGGAGAGUUCCACACCAUAGAACUCCACCGAAACCAGACACAGGGCUCCAUUGUAGUGGACAGAGAGGCUCCAGUCAACGGAAGCUCCCAGGGCAAGUUCCAGGGGCUGGAUCUAAAUGAGGAGUUGUAUGUAGGUGGUUACCCCAACUACACCCUCCUGGCCAAGACCGCUAGCCUCAAGACUGGCUUCAUUGGCUGCAUCCGUAAGCUGGUCAUCCAAGGUGAUGAGGUCAUCUUCAAGGAUCUGGACCGCAGCUCUACGGGCGUGUCCAACUGUCCUGUCUGCACUGACCGUCCCUGUCAGAAUGGAGGGAUAUGCCAGGACUCUGAUGCCAGUCUGUACAAGUGCAGCUGUCCCAGAGGAUUCACAGGGAGUAACUGCCAGCACCACUCCUCCCUGCACUGCCACCCAGAGGCUUGUGGACCAGAUGCCACCUGCAUCAACCGUCAGAACAACAUGGGCUACGACUGCCGAUGUCACUUGGGGAAGUCUGGAAACAAGUGCAUGGACGGUGAAUUGGUGACUACUCCCCUGUUUGAUGGUAUGGACUCGUACAUUGCAUACCCUCCUCUGACCAACAUCCACAACGACCUGCGCAUCGAGAUGGAGUUCAAACCCAUGAACCUGGAUGGUCUGAUGUUCUUCAGCGUGGGCAAGAAGAUGAAGACGGAGGACUUUGUCUCCCUGGAGAUGGUGGAUGGACACGUGCAGUUCCGCUAUGAACUGGGGACUGGCCAAGCUGUCCUGCGCAGUCCUGAGCCGGUCACCCUGAGCCAGUGGCACCGCUUGGAAGCCGGGCGCCUCGACAAGGAUGGCUCUCUGAAGAUUGACGGUGGCCGGGAGGUCAGGAGGUCGUCACCAGGCAAGGCCCAGGGCCUGAAUAUCCACACACCCAUGUACCUAGGAGGAGUCCCCAACUUUGAUAUCAUACCCAAGGCCCUUAACAUCAGUGUUGUGUACAAUGGAUGCAUAGGAGAGGUGUCCAUCAAUGGUAAGAAGGUGGACCUGUCCUACAGCUUCACAGACAGCAUGGCCAUCAUCCAGUGUAAGGACAACAGUCCCUGUGACCGCAACCCCUGUCUAAACGGGGCCAGCUGCAUGCCGAGCGCAGAGUAUGAGUACCAGUGUCUGUGCAAGGACGGCUUUGAGGGUGAGCGAUGUGAGGUGUUGAAGGAUACCUGCCAGAGCAGUGACCAGUGCCAGAACGGAGGCAGCUGUGUCAACAGCCAGUGUGUGUGUCCUGUAGGCUUCAAUGGCCCCGUCUGUGGAGAGAGCCAGGUCUCCAGCUUCACCGAUGCCCUGUGGAAUUUGGAGGGUAGCGGGGGGAAUGAUGCCCCCAUUGAGUAUGCAGUUAAAUUCUAUGACAACGGUUACCUUGCUCUUCCCAAGACUAUCUUCCCCAGAAGCGGCACUGACACUCCAGAGACCAUUGAGCUGGAAAUCAAGGUCAACAGCAACUCCAAAGAGGGCCUGAUCCUGUGGCAGGGAGUGGAGUCAGUUAAUGGCGCUAGCCAUUUCCGCAAGAUGCAUGCUAGUAAAAAGGAACUUGGAGAUCAAGGCAAGGGCAAGGACUUUAUCAGUCUUGGUCUGCAAAAUGGACACUUUGUCUUCAGCUACCAGCUGGGCAGUGGUGAGUCUCAGAUCCAGUCCAGAGAGCCCAUCAGCGAUGGCAGAUGGCACAAGGUCACUGCUGUGAGAACUGGUAAACAGGGAUAUAUUCAGAUAGACGGAGGAGCCAUUCAACGAGGACAAUCACAAGGCAAAAGCAUCAUGGUGAACACCAAAGGAAACGUAUACCUGGGUGGCGCCCCGGACAUAUUUGCGAUGACGGGAGGGAAGUUCUCCUCGGGGCUCGAAGGUUGUGUGAGGAACCUGUCUCUGAUGAACGCCCGGCCGGGAGAGCAGCUGGCCAGACCCAUCGAGCUGCAGGCCACCGCAGAGAAUGGCAUCAACGUGGGCCGUUGCUCCUCAUAGACCUACAGCAGCCCCCACACAAACACAAACACACACACACACACACAGACAGACACACACACACACACACAGAGACUAUGAAGACAAGAUACACACAGACAUUCACAGUUACACGCAAACACACAGAGACUUACAUACAUGCGUACACACAGUCAGUUUGAUACAAACGUGGUGCUUUGCUCCUACCAAAAACAAAGAUACACAACACAAAAUGAUAUUUUGCUCUAUGUGCAUUAAACCAAAAAAAAGAGAAAAAAUGAAAUGAUAUUAACAAGUCUUCACUUCCUCAGUGUUGUAUUGUCAAUGAAGGUCAAGGACUAUUAACACAGAUCCAGUACAGUUUACAUACUCCCGGCAGUAGCUUUUAGCCAUGACAACAAGAGAGUAAAACGCUAUAGGCCUUCUACGAUGGGUCAGAUCCUAUGGAGUUGGAGAUGUUUUUACAGCACUGAAUUUUUAUUUAUAUACAUAUAAAUAUAUAUUAUAUAUUUGUGGGGGAAACAUGCAAACUAACCAUAACUGCUCUACUUUGUCCUAGAGUUGAUUCUGGGUUCUAAUACUGUGUGUCCAGGGCUUUUUUAUAGGGCCUAGUUGUGUUAAUACUUGAAGACAUUUAGGCCUUCUACUUUCUUCUUCACUUCUGUAGGGGAACCUGAGGGGCGAGCAUGAUCACAGCCUUGUCACACUAUUAGUAGGGGGGUCACAGAGGUCACGUCACAAAGCAGCAUCAAGACACAUCUCAGGGGAAGACAGGAUUUUAAAAACAAACAGACAGGAUUUUAAAAACAAGCUAUUAGAAGUAAUGGUGCCGUUCAAUUCUGCCAAAUCAUUUCUGAUCUGAUUCUAAAAUACCUUGCCUUUCCACACCUAGCAUGGUUGCCUCUUUUGUGUCUGUAAAUUGUUUUUUUAAAACUUGGUGCUAUUAAGUCAGACAUGAAAAUACAGCGCACUAACACUCAUGUGUCUGUCUCCUUAUAUUAAUGUAGUACAUAUGUUGUUACAUUUACUUAAGUUCUACAUUUGAAAUAAUAUCAGUGUAAAACACAUGUUACACUUGCCUACUUUCUUUCACCUCUCCUGAGGUUGGGGAGGUUGUGUUGUUCUCCAGAUUAAAUCUGAGGUUUAUUUUAGUGUUUUUAGUGUGGCUCAGUCUCCUCAUGAGUUCUAUCUGAUUGAGUAGAUCUCAAAAGACGUCAAGGUGGUGUUUUAAAGAAUGAAUGUAGAUUGUAUUUUGAAGUUUUUUUUUAUUAUGAGCGGUUCUGAGAAUUCUAAGACAUUUUGUAAUGUUGCUUCUGCAGUCACAAUCAUGUGCUUACUAUUUCCGAGUCAGGUAAAUAUCAGUUUAGUCGGGGUAUGUGGGGGUCCCAGGACCAACUUUGGGAAACCCUGAUUUAGUAGACUCUCUUAUCCAGAGCAACUUACAGUAGUGCGUGCACUAUACAUUUCUCAUACUGAUCCACCGUGGGAAUUGAACCCACAACCCUAGCGUUGCUAGUGCCAUGCUCUACCAACUGAGCCACACGGGACCAUAUUUUUAUCCCUAUAUGACAUUGUGUGUGUACUGUAUGUGAUUGUACUAAAUGCGUGUAAACUGUGUACUGUUGCUCUAUGUGUGUGUACUUUAUGUUCGCGUCUCGCCAUCUAAAUCCUCAGGAGGGUUAACGCAGAACUGCGUCAAGAUGUUCCUCAGUCAUUUUCAGGUUCAGUAGCAACUAGCCUCAGUAGGUUUCAUAGAACUAACAGGUCUGACAUGGAACUCUAGCAGCUGCAUCAUUUUGUUAGCUGUUGUACCUAACGCACUAUGCAAGCAUAUUCAUACCAAAAUAAUUUGACAUGGAUAUGGCUUCCAUAACUUGGGGUAGACCGAUUGGAUGAGACGAACAGUAGACAUAUAGCAGACAGAGUAGAUUACUUCAGUAGUGGGGGAAAACAGUUGAAACCUGCCUGGUGGGGUGCGUGCUAACUGUGACCUAUGGAGCUCCAAUGAGCAUGCUCGCCCACACUGGUUGACCACAUGACAAAUAUGGCAUCAUAGUUUCACAAACUUUUCACAUUUUGUAAGUUUAAGAUUAUGUUGAUUAAUAUUCUAAAAAUGAGCACUAUCAUUUCACUUAAAGUUGCUUCAUUUUUAUUUAUUUUAGUUUCUUUAUUUGAUUCAUUUCUGUUGUUUAUUUCAGGCUUGAUUCUGCUGUUGUAGAGCAAUCAGAAAAGCUUGCCAUCAUUUAUUUUCUUGCGUUAUUGUGUAUUCCCUCCCCACAUCCCCAUGCCCUUCAUGUUGGAUUUUGAAUACCGUUCUUCUGUCUUCCCCGACUGAAGUUCCCACCAUGACAUAUACAGUCUCAGUUGAGUGUCUGUGGAACAACUGUGGUAACUGACAGUAACAUCAGCCCGAGAAGGGGUUGUCAACUGCUUUGUGCCAGACCCAAAUAAAUCGAUGUGUAUCUAUAGAUCUAUAUAUACAGUAUGGCUCUGGUUUGAAAUGAUAAAAUGAAGGAUUUUAGGCUCUGUAUAUCACAUUGAGUAGAGUCACCAUUACUCAUUGGGAAAGGUUACAAUGUAAUUAUUGUGUAAUUGACAGGAGUAAACACUGCAUGAGAAAGAUGAGAAAAACAUCAUACAAUCACAAAUCAAUAAUACAUUGAAUUCCCAUUUGUGUAUAUCAUCAUAAGUUAUAUUUGGGUAUGGUUGAUGUACUGAGUAUGUAUGAAGUAAAUAUGGCCACUCAUCAUUGAUGAAGAUAUUAUUUCACCUUUUUUGACAUUUUUAAAAUGGUCUCUGUUUCUUUUUUUGGAUUAAGACAUGUUGAAAAAUACUGUCACCAUGGAAGUGUACUACACAUAAUAUUAUUGUCCAUUGGAUGAUACUGCUCUUGUUCCUGACUGAACCAUUUCCAGAGUUGAAAGGAAUGACUCUUCCCCUCCCUCAGUGUUUCUUCAUUAAAACAACAUUCAUGUGCUA
Molecule: messenger RNA, 13945 nt
Organism: Oncorhynchus gorbuscha (pink salmon)
Lineage: Eukaryota; Metazoa; Chordata; Actinopteri; Salmoniformes; Salmonidae
Gene: hspg2
Product: heparan sulfate proteoglycan 2
Molecular function (GO): calcium ion binding; protein binding
Source: RefSeq, a predicted model, not a curated record